Molecule: messenger RNA, 2815 nt
Organism: Pocillopora verrucosa
Lineage: Eukaryota; Metazoa; Cnidaria; Anthozoa; Scleractinia; Pocilloporidae
Source: RefSeq, a predicted model, not a curated record
CCGAGCCUCACCUGCAGUCAGGUGCCCUCUUCCGCUUUGACCCGCUUGUGUGUAUUGUAAUUGGAUGAUUUUUUCCAUCUCCUCUUGGGACCCUUGUGGUGAAAGUUAAUAGAAUUUGAGUAUUCAUUAAAAGUGCUUAAGCCCGCAGUGCAAAUGUACACUUUUUUUGCAUUGCCUGGAACUAUUGUAUUAGCAUUCAUGAGAUUCUGUGUAUGUUGUGCCUGUAGCGCUUUCAUGUAGUAAAGAACCUUAUAAUGAUGAUUAUUAUACAUUGAGCUCGCUAUCUCUUUUCUGAUUGGCCGAAAGCUUACAGUGAAUUUUCGAAAUAGCACCUGCGACGUCAUAACUGCAGAUUAUACAGUAAUCAUUAUGACCGCGGUGCAUGAUUUCUAAGUUUCGGCUUCGGAUGACAACCCCUACCUCGACCUCGAUUAUUCUGGAUAUCACAAAAACCUCAUCCAAUAAUUGCUUAUAAUCCGCUCCUUCACCAUUGCCACAAUUGUUUUUUCUUUCUGUGUUUCACUCGCCGGUAUAGCAUCUGGCGUAGGGUAGGUCAUCAAUAUCUAGCAAUUCACUUCGCAAAUAAUUAAUAAACCACAAAAGCUAAAUAUUAGUUAUUGGCUAACCUUACAAGCUAAAAGAGAAUUUGAGUAGAUCGGGGUACUUACCCAUAUUCACCAAAUGGCCCAUGAAAACCUUGGCGCCAUUUUUUAUUUUAAGCUUGGCGCCUAGUUUUAAUUCCUCAUCUUGGCAGGAGAUUAAUUUUCUUUCAACUAAUGAAUAAGUAUUGUCGUCGAAAGAAAACAGAAAAUAGUCUCUAUCCUGGCCUUUGUUUUCUGUCAAACAAGAAGCAGUGUAGUUGAAGGAUGAGCUCCCAAGAAAAUAAAGUCACCUAAUCUAAUGCAAUGAUGUUUGAGGAAUGAACAUACCAUGAAUGAAAAUGAGAGGGAAUUUUUUUAAGGUUUUUGAACCUCAAAAGUAUGCAGCACAAGAUAGUCUUGCGUUUAUUGCUACAUGCUUCUGCGUUUCAAAUUUGAUUGGUGCUUUUUGAUCAAAUUAAUUAAGGUGUACACGUAAUUUUCUUACCUUUUUGUGUCUUCCUGAUUAAAGUCCUGCACGUCAUGGCGAAGAAAAAGUGCCCAGCGUCGGAAAAAAAAAACAACAAGAAAACUCUUGGGCCGCAAGGCUGGGACACGUCGUGUAUCAGCUCAGCCAAUAAGCAGGCGUGAAAUUUCCCGCCUUUCUUUUGGCUGUCAAUCAAAGUAGUAUCAUCCGAUGGAGUGAUCACAAAUUUCCCGCUUUGCACGCGUAGCUGGCAUUGCUCCUCUAGCGAUCCUCGAAACGUCAAAACAAGUGAGAUGGAAUGGAUUCGGACAGCGACGUCGGUGAAUUAAUAGAACAUCAAGAAUCUUGUAGCAAUGGAAUCAAGCGACAGAUUUCAAACAGCAGCGACACUAGCGAUGCUGAUGGGUGUCAGAGAAAAACGAGACGACCAAAACUGAGGCGAAGACCGACACGACAAGUGCGUCUUCCUUCAUGUAAACAUCGCUACGAAGAGGACACUUCGGAUGAUGACGGGCUCUUUGAUUCAAUUAAAACAGUUUCAGAUUGCAGCAAAAUAGUUUCAGCAGCGAAAGAUGGGUUUGCAUCUUCAAAUGAAAGCGAAAGUGGUUUAGCAGAUCUUCCACGUCCGUAUGUGCCGUAUAUAAACGAAGCGACCAACGAUUGGCGAUCUCCUUCGUCUCAAGAUACAGAAAACGAGCAGUUGUCCACUUUUUCGGUUGAUAGUGAUUGUAGUGGUCAUACAGAGAUCAAUGCUGCGGUUGUGAAUGAAGAAACAGAAGAUCAAACUCGCGCAUAUCUGUUGUCCAACUCUAGCGGUUCAAACGGUGAAGAACUCGAUUCGUGCGACGAUUCGAGUCGAAACGAUAGCAGUUCAGAUGAUAGUGACAAGGAUUCUUUCAUUUCAGACGAUGGAAGUGAUCGCGCAAACGUAUUUACGAAGAGCAUUUACGAAGGAUCUACUUUGUCUGUAGGUGCAAGUUGUAUUCUCAUUACGCAGUUUAGUCGCAAGUACAAGCUUCCCCGUAAAGCUCAGAAUGAUCUACUCGCUUUACUUAAGUUACAUUGUCCUGAGGGGGUUGAAAUUGCUUUACCCCAAACUUACAAGGAACUGUUAAAAAAGACUAUGCCAUCACUAGCCAACAUUGCGAAAGUACGGGUUUGUUCGAUUUGCACGAAAAAAAUAGAAGGAGAUGCCACGGAGUGUGAAGAUGGACAUCCCGUGGGAAGACCAACUAAAGAGGAUUCAUACUUCAUCGAAUUACCCCUGGAACCACAGCUGAAAAUGAUUAUUGAAGAGAACUUCUCAGAAAUUUUUGGAGCUUGCAGAAAGCAGGUCCUGGAAUGCACUGAAGAAGCAAGCUCUUAUAAAGACAUCACAGAUGGAACCUUAUACAAGAAUUUUUACAAGGAAGUACACAGUGAAAGUGGAGAUAGAACAUGUUUUCACUUAAGUUUGAUGAUUAGUACUGAUGGAGCUCCUGUGUUCAAGUCCAUUCAGUGCUCUAUUUGGCCACUAUAUCUGUGUAUUUUAGAGCUUCCAUCACAGAAAAGAUAUUCGGUGAAGAAUGUUCUUCUCAUUGGGCUUUGGUAUGGUGUAAAGAAACCCAAAAUCAAUUCCUUUUUGGAAGCAUUUCUUUGCAAAAUUGGAAUGCUGGAGACUGAAGCAAUUUGUUGUUCCCACGGAAAUUACUGGAGUGAUGAAAAGUACAGCAGCAUCACAGUUUUUCUUAUCUUUCAGGUCUUCUUCUAG